AUUCGCUAAUUACUUUGAUUAGUAUAAAGUACGUAUUGCAAACAAACUGACUUAUUGGUACAAUGAUUUUCCAAAACAAAUAUAUAUUUUUGCUUUCGUGCGUGUUUGUGUGUGGGAGUGCAGCUGUGUAUGAAAAUGGGUACCAUAUGGAUGUUGGGGUACCUAAGGCGACAUGGUUGAGGAGACAGCCUAUCAGCAGGAUUGUGGGCGGUACCAAAGUUGAUUCUGCGACGGCGGUUCCUUACCAGGCAGGUAUCGUAGUACGGCUCACAACAGGUUGGACAUCAGUCUGCGGAGGGUCUGUUGUUUCUGCCACCAGGGUCUUGACAGCUGCUCAUUGCUGGUGGGACGGGCAGAGCCAGGCGGCCCUCUUCACCAUAGUCCUUGGAUCCCUGACCCUUUUUAGCGGAGGCACCAGAAUUGAGACUAAGCAGGUCACUCCUCACGCCAAUUGGAAUACUAGAGACUACACUCACGACAUAGCUAUGGUCAGGAUACCGGCCAUUACUUUCAGCAAUAAGAUUCAAGCAAUACCUCUGCCUACAGCAAGUAUUGUGAACAACAACUUCGUUGGAUUUACCGGGACCAUAUCCGGCUUCGGGAAGACUUCGGAUGCACAAAGCGCUGUAUCCUCUUCAACGGUCCUGCAUCGAGCCACGGUGCCCGUAAUUUCAAACGCUGUGUGUCAGAGAAGCUUCUCGUUAAAUAUCCAUGGCAGCCAUCUUUGCACCAGCGGCGAUGGUCGUAAAGGCACCUGCGACGGUGACUCCGGUGGUCCACUUACCGUCAUCGUCAAUAAUCAGAGAGUUCAGAUCGGCGUUGUAUCGUUUGGACCUCCAUCGGGAUGUGAAUUCGGGGAGCCUUCGGUGUACACGAGGCUAACUUCUUUCCUCAACUGGCUGCAGGCUCAAAUGUAACAUCUGGAUUGCUGAAA
Manduca sexta (tobacco hornworm) is the source of this 934-nucleotide messenger RNA. Its product is annotated as brachyurin. The transcript is spliced from 5 exons. NCBI's taxonomy places the organism in Eukaryota, Metazoa, Arthropoda, Insecta, Lepidoptera, Sphingidae. Gene Ontology annotation, molecular function: serine-type endopeptidase activity. Gene Ontology annotation, biological process: proteolysis. The coding region runs from base 63 to 917 and encodes 284 amino acids. The record is from RefSeq and is a predicted model, not a curated record.